This is a messenger RNA of Nicotiana tabacum (common tobacco), 4269 nucleotides long. RefSeq lists its product as uncharacterized. Lineage: Eukaryota; Viridiplantae; Streptophyta; Magnoliopsida; Solanales; Solanaceae. The record is from RefSeq and is a predicted model, not a curated record.
AUACUUCCAAAUUUGUGGACUAUAUGAGUAGCUGACUGAAAACCUCCUCUAACAAUUUAGGAUUCUUCUAUUCUAUUUCUCAGUUUUUUCUUGAGGAUCUCAUCUUCCAAAAUUUGAAUUUAGAAACAAAGAAUUUUCAGCAAGGGAAGAAGGUGGGAUUGCGAUUGUGAUUUUGAUUCAUGGAUGUGUAUUCAUGGUUCCGGCGAAGUCUAUCUAGAACUACUACUACGACCACCACCACCGUUACUGCUCAACCUUACUUUAAGGAGGACGAACUACUCUACGGCGUCACUGACCAAUUACUCGAUUUUAUCAAAUCCUUCUCCAUUGAUACCUUUCGCAACUUCUCUCUCCCAGAUGAGGAGGAUGUUAACAACGACGGUGGUGGAGAUAAUGUACGGAAAGAUCUAUCUGAUUGGCAACAACGUCAUGCUUUGCUUGUUCUUUCCAAACUCAAGGAACUCUCACAACUGAGGUUCAAAUUAUGUCCACGUUAUUUGAAGGAGCACCAGUUUUGGACGAUAUAUUUUGGACUUGUUAAGGGUUAUAUUGCCAAAUAUGAGCUACGAGCUAUACAAUUAGAUACGCUCAAACAGAUAAGAAAGGAAAAUGAAAAUGCACCAGAUGUUUCUGCAUGCGAAGUUGAGAUGUCUGAAGCAAAGCAAACAACAGAUGUAUCACCUACAACUUCUGAGGAGCACAAUUAGUAUCUCCCUUGGAUAUAUCAUUAGUUAUCAGGUAUGCAUUCAUUUCUCCGGUCCUGAAUCAACCUAUUUGUUAAGCAAGCAAGUUCAUGCUCAAAUUUUAUGCAGCAAAAACCUUCAUGUUUUUCUCAAUUCCACCUUAAAACCAUCAGUGCAAGAAAAGUGCCCCAUCAAUGAGCAACUGUCAAGUGUGCCUUCCUGUUCCUGGCAUGUGUAUUGAAGGCAAUGUAAAGAAACUAAAACAGAAUAUCUGAACAUUCUGAUUUAUGUUAAUAAAAAACUGGAAGUCAAGCAAAAUUAUAGAUGAAAAUGGAAAAUGAAACUGAUUGUUGAAAUUGGAAAUGCAUGGACAUCGAGAAAAGGGAGAAACUAUUUCAAAUACUGACGUGUCACUUGAUCGCUUUUGAUGUACCUGUGUUACUGGAAUUGAUUAUCUGGUAUUAAUCUGCUACUAAAUCAAGCUGUUUGUUAUUAAAUCCAUUGAGCAAGUUCAUGCAGAGAUUUGAUUAAAAAGCACCACUGCCAUUCAUUUAUCUUAACUUCACCAUAUAGCCUAUUUAAUGCAACUGAGCAAUGCCCGCAUAAGAGCAGUUCUUAAGUGUGCACGUGUCUCUGGCACGAGUAUGCAAGGCAAUGUGGGAAAUAUAGUUGAAAAAUGGUGAAUGAAAUAGAAAUGUUGUAAUUUGCAAAGGCAGAUAUUCAAGAAUGGGAAGCAAGUUUGCUCGUGUCCCUAGCAUGAGUAUCUAAGGCAAUGUAGGGAAAAUAGUUGAAAAAUGGAAAGUGAAACAGAAUAUCUGAGAUUAUCAAGGCAAAAAAGGGUAGUUCGGUGCACUGAGCACCCGCUAUGCGCGCGUGGGGAGGGGAAGAAGGGCUGGAGGUCUGGCAGCCUUACCUUGCAUUUUUACAAGAGACUGUUUCCACGGCUUGACUCGUGACCUCCUAGUCACACUGCGGCAACUUUUACCAUUGCGCCAAAGCUUCCCUUAAAAAAGGGGAGGAUAUUCAAAAAUGGGAAGUAAGUGAGCUCAUGUCCCUGGCAUGAGUAUUUAAGGCAAUGUAGGGUAUAUAGUGGAAAAUGGAAAUAAAAUUUCUGAAACAUGUGAUUGAAUAUUCGAAAAAGGAAGCUGCUAGCAGAGGUGAUAAUGAAAAAAAGUCUAGUUGUAAUUUAAAAUCUAUGGACACCGUGAAAGAUACAACAACAACAACAUACCCAGUAAAAUCCCAUUAGUGGGGUCUGGGGAGGGUAGGAUGUACGCAGACCUUACCUCUACCCUGGAAGGGUAGAGAGGCUGUUUUCGGGAGACCCUCGGCAACAGAAGAGGUAAUAAUUUCAGAAAAGAAACGAAAGAAGAGAUUUGUAACAAUAAAAGAAGCAAGAGAAGUAAUAAUAAUAUCUUAAAAUAUACCAAAUAAGUGAAGGGAGUGCAAUAAUACAAUCAUAUGCAAAACAAUAAAAUAGUGUGAACACAACAUAGACCGCUACCAGACAUAGGCAAAACUCUAUCAGACUACCCGGUACAAAAAGGGAAAAACUAUGAACUAUCCCCUAGCCUACAACCCUAAUGCUCGACCUCCGCACGUUCCUAUCAAGAGUCAUGUCCUCGGAAAUCUGGAGUCGCGCCAUGUCUUGCCUGAUCACCUCGCCCCAAUUCUUCUUAGGUCGCCCUCUACCUCUUCUCGUACUUGGCAAAGCCAACCGUUCGCACCUCCUAAUCGGGGAAUCUAUGGUUCUCCUCCGCACGUGUCCAAACCACCUAAGCCUCGCUUCCCGCAUCUUGUCGUCCACUGGAGCAACGCCCAUCUUUUCCCGAAUAUCUUCAUUCCUUAUCUUAUCCAGUUUAGUAUGCCCGCACAUCCAUUUCAAUAUCCUCAUCUCGGCUACCUUCAUCUUCUAGAUAUGUGAAUUCUUAACUGGCCAACACUCAGCCUCAUAUAACAUAGCCGGCCUAACCACCGCUCUGUAGAACUUACCUUUGAGUUUCGGUGGUACCCUUUUGUCACACAGGACUCCAGAUGCUAACCGUCAUUUCAUCCACCCCACCCCAAUGCGGUGCGUGACAUCCCCGUCAAUCUCCCCAUCUCCCUAGAUAAUAGACCCUAGGUACUUGAAAUUCUCUCUCUUGGGGAUGACUUGUGAGUCGAGCCUCACCACCCCAUCCGCUUCCUCCGACACGCCGCUGAACUUACACUCCAGAUAUUCCGUCUUGGUCCUACUCAACUUGAAACCUUUGGACUCCAGAGCCUGCCUCCACACCUCCAGUCUCUCAUUAAAACUGCUACGCGACUCAUCGAUCAGAACUAUAUCAUCAACGAACAACAUACACCAUGGCACCUCCCCUUGAAUAUGAUGUGUCAAGGCAUCCAUCGUCAGAGCAAAUAAGAAUGGGCUAAGCGCCGAUCCUUGGUGUAACCCCAUAAUCACCGGAAAAAGCUCGGAGUCACUGCUCUGUCAUGCAUAUCCUUUAUCGAUUCAAUGUAUGCUACCGGCACCCCUUUCACUUCCAAGCAUCACCAAAGAACGUCCCUAGGGACCCUGUCAUAUGCCUUUUCUAGAUCAAUAAACACCAUGUGCAAAUCCCUCUUCCUCUCCCUGUGUUGUUCCACCAGCCUCCUUAUAAGGUGAAUAGCUUCCGUAAUAGAACGUCCCGACAUGAACCCGAACUGAUUUUCAGAAAUAGAUACCGCCCUCCGCACCCUCCCUUCCACCACCCUCUCCUAAACUUUCAUGGUAUGACUUAACAACUUGAUGCCCCUAUAAUCGUUACAAUUCUGGAUAUCACCUUUAUUCUUACACAACGGAAUCAUCAAACUACAUCUCCACUCAUCUGACAUCCUCUUCGUCUUGAAAAUAACAUUAAACAACCCAGUCAACCAUUCUAAGCCCGCUCUACCCACAUACCUCCAAAAUUCUACUGGAAUCUCGUCUUGUCCUGUCGCUUUGCCCCGACUCAUCUUACCCACAGCUCCCACUACCUCCUCAACCUUGAUACGAUGAGAAGAUAUUUUUACAAUGUGAUUUCUUAAUUAAGUUUUUUUACUGUGUCGCUGAUUCUGACUGCAAUUGCCUGAUGCCAUUUGCUUUUGGAUUGCCAAGAUUUUCUUCUCCUUCAACCUGUCAGGUUAGAUGAUAUUUCUUCAUAUAAAUUGACACAAAUAUCAGUUGGAGUAAGGGAAGUGUUCCGCAGUGACCUUUAGAUUAUAGUGGACAUGUGAAAGGUGGCUGAAGCAGUGCCAUGUAUACCUAUUGUACAGCGACAUCUUAAUUCUCAAAUUGUCAUGUACAAGAGUGAGAGAUAGAAGAAACCACUGGCCCGAUAUGCCACGAGAGGCAGAAUCCGAUGUUCAUUAAGAUUUGUAGAAAGGAUGUGAAAAUUUGCCAUGGAUGGGGUUGGUUUGUUGUUUAUGAGCCCUUUUUGCUUAACUGAUUGAAAUUAAGGGAUAAGCACAAUUCCUAAAGUUGAUUUUGUAAAUAAGUUGUUACAUGUUUGGAUAGGGAGUGCUAAAACUGAUACAACGUUAUUGAUGUAUUUGUAAAAAUGUUGAUAAGCACUUUUACAUUUGGAUA